Molecule: messenger RNA, 1194 nt
Organism: Hypanus sabinus (Atlantic stingray)
Lineage: Eukaryota; Metazoa; Chordata; Chondrichthyes; Myliobatiformes; Dasyatidae
Product: cAMP-dependent protein kinase inhibitor alpha-like
Exons: 3
Coding region: 30-386 (118 amino acids)
Biological process (GO): negative regulation of cAMP-dependent protein kinase activity
Cellular component (GO): cytoplasm; nucleus
Molecular function (GO): cAMP-dependent protein kinase inhibitor activity
Source: RefSeq, a predicted model, not a curated record
AACCCACUGCUGAGAAGAAGCACAAUUUGAUGGCAGCUGUAGAUCAUGAACUCCGACAGGACCCCAGCCACCUUGAAAAGGAAAAAAGAGACAGCAAGGAGAGUGCUGCAGGACAUACCCUCCAUAAUCUUAAACUGGUGCUACAGAACCACACUACAAUGACGGAGGUGGAGCCCGUACUGGAUUUUGCUACGUCGGGGCGGACAGGCCGAAGAAACGCUUUGCCUGACAUCCUCGGCUCACCUGCGGGGGUCAGUCCGUCAGAACUCCCCAUGAAACUGGCAGAGUUAUCCAUAAAUGCAGAAGGAGCAGAAGGCGCUCAGACACCUUCGACAGAGGUACCACCAGAAUCAACAGAGAGUCCAGAGCUGAAAGAUGCAUCGUAACAUGCUGAAAGGAAGCCCUUACACUAAAGACAAAAAAGUGUUAAUAAAGCUUUAAAUAAGUGAUCUGAAUACUGUCAGGAUUCCUUGAAGCUACAUGCCAAGUUUACCUGUGAGGACAGCACAACGAUGGGUGGUGAUAAUGUAUAGAAAUGAACAAAAAUAAAUAAUUCAAUGUUACAUCUUGAAAAGGAAGCGUGGAAGAUGUUCAUGGAGGAAGAUGGAGUCAGGAACUUAAUCUUCAAGCUCAACUUUUAAUGAACUAUCACUUGGAUUAAGAUUUGGAGAACAAUGGCAUAUCGUGUUUCAGUUGAAUUGCAACCUGUCUCUUUGUGUUCUAGAGCAGAUGUUUUCCUUUUCUCGGUAUAAAUCCUGAUAUAUCUGUCAAAGCAGCAAUUAGAUGUAUACAACUACUCCUAAAUGUAUGACAACCUGGUUUUAAAGUCUUCAAACCGCAUUAUGGACUUCUAUUCCCAACCCUUCUCCCUCCCCGAGUGUAAAAAAUGAUUUAAAGAUUUCAGCUGACAUAUCAAGAAGUCCAUUUUGUAUGCCUGCACUUGAGGUAGUUGAGACAUUUUGAAAUGUUCUUUUUUUUUUGAAGUAACCAUUGGGGCAAAAUGUUAUUUGUCUGAAUGUCUUCUAUCUGGUGUUUCAAAGAGAUAAUAACUCAUUGGGAAAAAUCGCUGUCUAAUUUUAUCCUUUCAUAAGUGUUUUUGCUUGUUAACCAAAUAUUGCAGUGUACCUGGGUGUUCCCAGGUUACAAAUGAUCUUACUUAUGAAAAUCUGAGCAUUUUUAAAACAGGUAAUAAUA